CCCUAUUCGCCUGCUCAUUCUCCGACAACUCUAGCAAGCAGCAGCAGCAGCAGCCACUGUCUGCUUCAGGAGAUCAACCAAAUUCAACCAUGGCGCAAUCUCUGGAGCUUCUCUUGAUCCAGUUCCUCAUGCCCGACAACGACGCUCGUCGCCAAGCCGAGGAUCAGAUCAAACGCCUCGCCAAGGAUCCUCAGGUCGUCCCCGCCUUAGUCCAGCACCUCCGCACCGCCAAAACCCCCAACGUCCGCCAGCUCGCCGCCGUCCUCCUCCGUAAAAGAAUCACCGGACACUGGGCCAAGCUUUCUCCGCAGACGAAACAGGAAGUUAAACAGUCUUUAAUCGAAAGCAUCACCGUAGAGAAUAGUCCACCUGUGAGACGUGCUAGUGCCAAUGUUGUGAGUGUGGUAGCAAAGUACGCUGUUCCAGCUGGAGAGUGGCCUGACUUGUUAACGUUUCUCUUCCAGUGUAGUCAGAGUGCUCAAGAGGAUCACCGUGAAGUGGCGUUGAUCCUUUUCAGCUCUUUGACUGAAACUAUUGGGAACACGUUUAGGCCUUACUUUGCUGACUUGCAAGCUCUUCUUCUCAAGUGUAUGCAAGAUGAAAGCAGUAGUCGUGUCAGAGUUGCUGCUCUCAAGGCAGUUGGCUCUUUUCUUGAGUUCACCAGCGACGGGGAUGAUGUGGUCAAGUUCCGAGAUUUCAUCCCCAGCAUAUUGAACGUAGCGAGAAAAUGUAUUGCAUCUGGCGAGGAGGAUGUUGCUAUACUUGCUUUUGAGAUUUUUGAUGAGCUGAUUGAGUCUCCUGCUCCUCUUCUUGGUGAUUCUGUCAAAUCAAUCGUGCAGUUCUCUCUUGAAGUCUCAUGUAAUCAGACCCUUGAAAGUAGCACCCGCCACCAGGCAAUCCAAAUAGUUUCAUGGUUGGCCAAGUACAAAUACACUUCCCUUAAAAAACACAAGCUAGUCGUACCGAUUUUGCAAGUUAUGUGCCCCUUACUCGCCGAGUCAUCCGAUCAAGAAGACGAUGAUGAUGAUCUCGCUACCGACCGUGCAGCUGCUGAAGUUAUCGACACACUAGCUAUGAACCUCCCAAAGCAUGUCUUCCCCACUGUUUUCGAGUUUUCUUCCACUUAUUGUCAGAGUACGGAUCUGAAGUUUCGUGAAGCUUCUGUAACUGCUCUAGGUGUUAUAUCAGAGGGUUGCUACGAUCUUAUCAAAGAGAAGCUGGACAUUGUUCUGAAUAUAGUCUUGGGAGCUUUGAGAGACCCUGAGAAAAUGGUUCGAGGGGCUGCAUCGUUUUCACUAGGCCAAUUCGCAGAGUAUCUUCAGCCUGAGAUCCUGUCACAUUAUCAGAGUUUUCUUCCGUGUGUUCUGAAUGCGAUUGAAGAUACAUCUGAGGAAGUGAAGGAGAAGUCAUACUAUGCUUUAGCAGCAUUCUGUGAGAACAUGGGAGAGGAGAUUGUUUCUUACCUUGAUCCUUUAAUGGGGAAGCUCAUGGCAGCUCUCCAGAAUAGUCCGCGUAAUUUGCAAGAGACUUGCAUGUCGGCAAUUGGGUCGGUUGCUGCUGCUGCAGAGCAAGCAUUCAAUCCAUACGCUGGGAGGGUUUUAGAGUCGAUGAAGUAUUUCAUGGUGCUCACUAAUGACGAGGAUCUUCGUGCCCGUGCAAGGUCUACUGAGCUUGUAGGGAUUGUCGCAAUGUCUGUUGGGAGAGAAGGGAUGGAGGCCAUUUUGCCACCUUUCAUUGAUGCCGCAAUAUCAGGAUUUGGAUUGGAGUUCAGUGAGUUGCGAGAAUAUACUCAUGGAUUCUUCAGCAACAUAGCUGAAAUAUUGGAUGACACUUUUGCCCAGUAUUUACCUCGCGUUAUGCCGUUAGUAUUUACUUCGUGCAAUCUUGAUGAUGGGUCUGCGGUCAUCGUUGAUGAGUCAGACGAUGAAAAUGUGAACGAUUUUGGUGGGGUAUCCUCUGAUGAUGAAGCUCAUGAUGAGCCCAGGAUUCGGAACAUAAGCGUAAGAACAGGAGUUUUGGAUGAGAAGGCAGCUGCAACUCAAGCUCUUGGCCUGUUUGCACUCCACACUAAAUCAUCUUUUGCACCCUACCUGGAGGAAUCAUUGAAGAUCAUGGACAAACAUUCUGGAUAUUUUCAUGAAGAUGUUCGGCUUCAAGCAAUCACGGGUUUGAAACAUAUAUUGGCCGCAGCACAUGCCAUUUUCCAGACUCAUAAUGAUGGAAGUGGGAAGGCAAAUGAAAUUCUUGAUACCGUUAUGAAUAUAUAUAUCAAAACCAUGGCUGAAGAUGACGACAAGGAGGUUGUAGCUCAGGCUUGCUUGAGCAUUGCAGAUAUCAUGAAGGAUUAUGGUUACGUAGCCAUUCAAAACUAUUUACCAGCCCUUGUUGAUGCGACAUUGCUGCUGCUGAGGGAGAAAGCAGCUUGCCAGCAGGUAGAAGAUGAGAGUGAUGACGAUGAUGAUGAUGCUGGACAUGAUGAAGUUCUCAUGGAUGCAGUUUCCGACCUCCUCCCGGCCUUUGCAAAGUGUAUGGGGUCUCAUUUUGAGCCCGUCUUUGCAAAUUUCUUCGAACCGUUGAUGAAAUUCGCAAAAGCUUCACGUCCUCCACAGGAUAGGACGAUGGUAGUUGCCAGUCUUGCUGAAGUUGCUCAAGACAUGGGUGCUCCAAUCGCUGCCUAUGUUGAUAGGGUAAUGCCCUUGGUGCUCAAAGAACUGGGGUCACGUCAUGCAACCAAUAGAAGGAAUGCAGCUUUCUGUGUCGGAGAGCUAUGCAAAAACGGGGGUGAAACUGCUCUUAAAUAUUUUAAUGAUGUGCUACGUGGAAUUUACCCGCUUUUCGGGGAGUCAGAGACAGACCUUGGUGUUAGGGAUAAUGCAGCAGGUGCAACCGCAAGGAUGAUUGUUGUUCAUCCUCAGUUAGUCCCACUAAAUCAAGUACUUCCAGUGUUGCUAAAAUGUCUACCUCUAAAGGAAGACCAAGAGGAGUCCAUGGCUGUAUACAGCUGUAUAUAUUCACUUGUUUUGGCAUCCAAUCCACAGAUCGUGUCACAUGUUCCGGACCUGGUUAAAAUCUUUGGGCAAGUAGUGGAGUCGCCAGUGGAGAAAGCUGAAGUGAAAGCAAUUGUAGGGAGAACUUUCUCCCACCUGAUAUCGGUUUAUGGCGAUCAGCUGCAUCCAUUAAUAAGUGGUCUACCUCCUUCUCAAGCUAACGCUCUUGCUGCGUUUGCUUCUAGUAGCUGAUCAUCUUUCUCUUGUGAACUAUAUAUACUGUCCCUCAAAAGCUGAAAACUGUCUUCAGGUAUUUUUUGUUUUUGUUUUUGUUUUUUUGACAUCUAUUCUUGCUCAUUUGAGCCCUCAUAUCUUUGGUUUUAGAUAUCCGGAUUAGCAUUUGGGGAAGAGGGGGUGUUUUGCUCUAUGUUGUUUUCUCUAGAGUUUUGUCCUCAAUUGUUCAUCUCAUUUCUCCAUUUAUUUGUAAUUUUUUUUAAAGCUUGCAAGUUAUUUGAGUUGGGGAUGGGUAAAAUUGUUACUGUAUUUUACCCUUCAUAUGUUUCUUUUACAAUAUUGUAUUGUGGCCUUUAUAAAUGUUUUGGUAGAGUAUACAUUGCUCAUUAGCAGUAAAUACAAUGUUGUUUCGAAUA
Molecule: messenger RNA, 3637 nt
Organism: Raphanus sativus (radish)
Lineage: Eukaryota; Viridiplantae; Streptophyta; Magnoliopsida; Brassicales; Brassicaceae
Exons: 20
Coding region: 90-3239 (1049 amino acids)
Biological process (GO): protein import into nucleus
Cellular component (GO): nucleus; cytoplasm
Molecular function (GO): small GTPase binding; nuclear import signal receptor activity
Source: RefSeq, a predicted model, not a curated record